This is a messenger RNA of Pectinophora gossypiella (pink bollworm), 1909 nucleotides long. Its product is annotated as solute carrier family 22 member 1-like. Gene Ontology annotation, cellular component: membrane. Lineage: Eukaryota; Metazoa; Arthropoda; Insecta; Lepidoptera; Gelechiidae. The record is from RefSeq and is a predicted model, not a curated record. Gene Ontology annotation, molecular function: transmembrane transporter activity. The coding region runs from base 340 to 1893 and encodes 517 amino acids. Gene Ontology annotation, biological process: transmembrane transport. The transcript has 7 exons.
GGAAAAUAAUACAUUAUGAAACUAAAAUAAACGCAAUUUCUAAUAAAUGUGUUUUAUUGUAAUCUUUACAGCUACGUUGAAAUUGUGUUUUAUUGAAAAGCCUUAUCAUUAGAUCAUAAAAAAAAAUCACAAAGCACUUAAACGCAAGAAAGAUUGCUAAGUAUAAUAUUCGGUGAUACAAAAAAUCUUCCAAAAUAAUGCUUGAAUAUAUUGUGUAGUUUAUCUAUAUAACCGUAACAAACGAAGACUAAAUGUGGACAGAACACAAGUGGAUUUUUGCUGAAGCAGUCAUUUUGAAAUAUUCCGUGAAGGUACUACAUUCAUUAUACAACCUUGGUCAUGGCUGAACUUAACGGUAACAAGUGUACGCACGUGGACGACGUUUUAAUCAAAUUUAAUAUAUUCGGGCGAUACUACGCAAAAUCCAUCGUACUCAUAUUCAUUGCGUACAUGAGUAACAUCUUGUAUUCUGAAAAUUACGUGUUUACGGUGGAAGAAGUCAAGUAUAAAUGUAAAGAUGUCAGAUUUGAGAAUAACACUUGCUCUACGCUUACUGAUUCCACGGAAGUUUGUACCGAGUGGCUGUAUGAGAAUCCUGAUAGCUUUGUGGCUGAAUUCCAACUAGCCUGUCAAGAUUGGAAGAGAACUCUAGUCGGCACGGUGCACAGUUUUGGAUAUAUGGUUGGUUUGCUAAUAGUCGGACCUUUGUCAGAUAGGCUUGGAAGAAAGUCGUUAGUGGUAGUAACAGGUGUCCUUGGAGGAGUGAUAGGUAUCAUUAGAAGCUUUACCGGUUAUUACUGGUUAUUUGUCGCUCUGGAAUUCUUGGAAGCCACAGUAGGAGAUAUCAGCUCGCCAGCGUUCAUGCUUUCAAUCGAAAUGGUAGCGAAGAAGAAACUAGUCAUGGUCCAAUUUAUCUGCAACUAUGGAUAUAUAUGUGGUACAUUCGCACUGUCUCUUUCAGCGUGGUUGUUCCCAUACUGGAGGAGUUUGUUAAGAGCCAUGUACACUCCAGCAUUAUUGUUCUUCUUGUACAUAUUUUUUUUAGACGAAAGCCCGCGAUGGCUUCUUAGCAAAGGAAAGAAAGACAAAGCAGUACGUAUUUUAGAAACGGCAGCCACUAAAAACAAAAUAAAACUUGAUAAAGAUAUGCUAGGCAAUUUAGCCUACGAAGAAGAUAAAGGAAUGAGCUACACUAAUCUUCUUAAGAUGACGUUCAGUUCGAAAGCUUUACUGAAGAGGUUUAUCCUAUGUUUGAUUUGGUGGACAACAUCGACCUUCGUGAACUUCGGGAUGAAUAUCAACUCUGUUUUAUUGCAAGGAAACAAGUACAUCAACUUUGCUCUUACUGCAGCUGUGUGUAUACCAGGAAAUGUACUGAUCCUGUAUUUUUUAACAAAGUAUAAAAGAAAGUAUACUUUAUUUUGGAGUUUUAUUGCAUCGGCAGCUUUCUGUUUGGUCCAACCUUUCGUACCCACAGGUCUCCCGUGGCUGUCAGUGACGCUUUUCAUGGCUGGAAAGUUCAUGUCUUCAGUAUAUUUUGAUACAACGUACAUUUUUACCUCUGAAAUAUUCCCAACGUACACAAGAAACUCCAUGCACGCAUUAUGCUCGUCUCUUGGUCGGGUUGGGUCGAUAUUAGCACCACAAACUCCAUUACUGAUGGCAUAUUGGCACGGGCUCCCGUCCCUGGUGUUCGGGCUGGCAUCUUUGCUGGCGGGAAUGGCGACACUAUUCGCCCCCGACACAGCCGAUGACGCACUCCCCGACAACGUCACACAGGCUGAGGCGCUGGGGAGACACGUCCCAACAAAGACAGACAUAAAUAAGUUUCCAACACUUAACAAUACACAAGAACAAGUCAUUUCCCAUGAAAAUAAUAUUUCUCAACUAUAAAUAAAUAUUAUUUAUA